This is a messenger RNA of Cantharellus anzutake, 771 nucleotides long. RefSeq lists its product as uncharacterized. Bases 277 to 771 code for a protein of 164 amino acids. NCBI's taxonomy places the organism in Eukaryota, Fungi, Basidiomycota, Agaricomycetes, Cantharellales, Hydnaceae. The record is from RefSeq and is a predicted model, not a curated record. The transcript has 4 exons.
CAACCCCAAAGGAGACCGGGUUAAUUAUAUUCUUGUCGUGAGCAUAGACGGCAUACGGACCGUGGGGACUCUCAGUCUCCCCAUCCUUUCUAAGGACACCGAACUUAUGGACACGUUACCAGACAUAAACAAUGCCAACUUGAAGUGUAUACAAAUACAGCUCUUUCGCGCAGACCGGACCAUCAGCUCUGUUAUGGGGCAUCUCGGACUAGCAACCGAUAGCACGUCCGCAAGAAGGGCCCGGCCCGUAGUACGCCAAAGGGACACCCGAGAUCAAUGCCCAUGCCAACAAAGCAGGGCCCCAGUGAUGGCUCGGGUGGAACAUAUUUCCAUGACCAGGUGGGGCGUAUGGAACGUUUCCCGAUUGUUCCAUAUAUGAACGAAUCGAAUGAGAUUCAAAACGCUGGGCCACUUCGCCCAGGCAGGUGUGGUCUCCAUAAAAUUCGAGGCGGUGAUAUGACGUGUCCUUCACGAACGUCGGAUGGGUUAGAGCCUCAAGCAAACAGAUGUGGGACAACUCCAAAGGACGGUGCACAGCGCCCAUCCACGUACUGGGCCAAGGCAUCUUAUCACCGAAACUUGACCCUAAUCGCGAGUCCCAGUAUACCUACCUCGGUAUUCAAACUGACGGGUGGAGGACGUUCGUAUGUGGUCAUUGUCUGGGGGGCCGACAGUAAACGUCACUUCGUUCAGUGUUCCUGGUCCACUCCUGUUUUCUGGAGGGAGAGAGACAACGAACCUAGGUCGUCCCUCACUGCGAUCAAGGCGUAG